Molecule: messenger RNA, 588 nt
Organism: Lolium perenne
Lineage: Eukaryota; Viridiplantae; Streptophyta; Magnoliopsida; Poales; Poaceae
Source: RefSeq, a predicted model, not a curated record
UACUCCGUCCCAGAAAAUACAUACAGAAGACAUAAAAAUUCCUGUGCUCUCCCGAGUCCCCAACCGAUUCGCCGUAAACCCUAGCUCCAACCCCGGCGAGGCUAGCGAGCACUCAGGAUCCGCGGAGAUGCCUACGGUUUCGUCGGCCAUGGACUGGCUGCAGGCGGCGGCGCAGGACGCCGCCAACUCAUCCGCCUCCGGCUCCGCCGCCUUCCCCGACCAGGUCCUCGUGUCCAGGGCCGCAGGCCGGGUCGUGUCUCUGUCUACCUGCACGAAGGUCGGCGCCAUCAGCUUCGUGGUGGGCGUCGCCGUGGGCUUCACGCUGAAGAGAAGGCUGCGCCUGUGGGCUGCCAGGCUGCUCAAGAGGAUCAAGGAUGACUAGCCUAGUCAGUUAGCUUGUGCGACGUCUCUUAAGUUUUGUUCGCAAGCGCACUCUAGCCCCAUGCUGAACCUACCUGAUUGCUUGGAUAAACUGUGAUGGAUCGUGCAAGAUAGUGACUUCUUCAUAGAACUGUAUAAUCGUGAUUACUUUUAGGGAAUUUGUACUGGCAAUUGUGGUUAUGAGCAUCUCAUAUCUCCUACUGCUGA